Seriola dumerili (greater amberjack) is the source of this 1908-nucleotide messenger RNA. RefSeq names its product relaxin-3 receptor 1-like (gene rxfp3.3b). The record is from RefSeq and is a predicted model, not a curated record. The transcript has a single exon. Bases 64 to 1227 code for a protein of 387 amino acids. Gene Ontology annotation, cellular component: membrane. Gene Ontology annotation, biological process: G protein-coupled receptor signaling pathway; immune response. Lineage: Eukaryota; Metazoa; Chordata; Actinopteri; Carangiformes; Carangidae. Gene Ontology annotation, molecular function: G protein-coupled receptor activity.
UUCUCCGGGAGCGCAGGGGGUGAUGCGCCAAUGAGGGACUCGGGUCGGGUCUGAGGUUUGAGGAUGGCGGAGCUGUGGAGCCACAACACCACGUCCUCCUGGAACCGGUCCGCCGCCGGACAGAACAGGUUCAGCAGCCUGGAUGACAUCGACGUGCCGGCGGACGGCUCCCCGACCCUGCGCAUCCUCAUCUCCAUCGUGUACUCGGUGGUGUGCGCCGCAGGGCUGGUCGGGAACCUGCUGGUGUUCUUCCUGAUGAAAGUGCGCCGGGGCAGGAAGAAACGCUCCAGCAUCAACCUGUUUAUCCUCAACCUGGCCGUCACGGACUUCCAGUUCGUGCUGACCCUGCCGUUCUGGGCCGUGGACACGGCUCUGGACUUCAGCUGGCCGUUUGGAAACGCCAUGUGUAAGAUCAUACUCUCAGUGACGGUGAUGAACAUGUACGCCAGCGUGUUCUUCCUCACCGCCAUGAGCGUCACCCGGUACUGGUCGGUGGCGUCCGCGCUGAAGGACCGGACUCGGCGGCGGGUGUGCCCGGUCCGCUGGGUGAUCGCCGGGCUCUGGGUCUCGGCCACGGUGGCCUCUUUGCCCACUGCGAUCUUCUCCACGGUGAAGAGCGUGGCCGGGGAGAGGCUGUGCCUGCUGGGCUUCCCGGACGGCCAGUCGUGGCUGGCGCUCUACCACCUCCAGAAGAUCCUGGUGGCCUUCGUGUUCCCCAUGCUGAUCGUCACCGUGUGUUACCUGCUGCUGCUGCGCUUCGUCCGCCUGCGCAGCAUGAACAACAACCAGGUGAAGCGCAGGUCCCGGGUGACCCGCUCCGUCACCAUCGUCGUCCUCUCCUUCUUCAUCUGCUGGAUGCCCAACCACGCCAUCACCUUCUGGGGCGUGCUGGUGAAAUUCAACGUGGUUAACUGGGAUAAGACGUACUACAUGGUGCACACCUACGUGCACCCGGUAACCGUGUGCCUGGCGCACACCAACAGCUGCCUGAACCCGGUGCUGUACUGCCUGAUGCGCCGGGAGUUCAGGAAGAAGAUGAAGGAUCUGUUCUGGAGGAUUUCCUCGCCCACCGGGACGAACACCUGCCACCUGCGCCCGUUCUCCGGGACGGUGAGAGCGGAGCCCGACGACACACAGAUCGUCAUCCCGCUGAACAACGUGGAGACGGAGAACUGCAGACUGUCCGUGUUGACGGACCAGUGCGACACGGACGCGCUGCAGCGGUGAACCAGCCUUAAUAAAAAAAGACACAAUCUUUAACUGAUCGAUGACCGGACUCAAACUUCCUCCACAAUGUCGGUGAUUUUCUGGACUUUUCUCUCAGUAAUCAUGACGCUGGAGUUUCAUCCUCUUGUCUCAGCUUUUAAAGAAGCUACACGAUCGUAUUUCAGCUCGUUGUUUUGGAGAGCAGCUGUGCCAAGUCAGUCAAGCACCGGAUAAACCAUCUAAACGUGGCGUAUUAAAUGUUCUACAUUUUGCUUCAGAGGAAUUUUAUAUAUUUUUAUCACAUUUUAAAGGCGUGAAAAUGAAAAGAGGAGAAAUAACAACUGUGCGUAAAAAUGCGCAUUGAGGCGCGCUGCGCAAAAGCGUCCAGCUGCGUUUCUGCUUCACCUGAGUCGGACUGGGAUCUCACAUGACAGUAAUGUUGGUAAUUUUUGUUUUUUGGUUUUGGGAAAACUGAUUUUUUUUUUCCUAUAAACGAGCGCAGACUCAGUGUCUCAUCCAAUGCUGCUUCGCUCUCUAAAGUGCUCUCUGUGCAGACUUGAUGUUCCCAGCAGAAGAACCACAGUCCGGAGGAUUCAGCUGCUGCUGCUGCUUCAAACAUCAUUCUGUGGAGUAUUAUUGACGUUUGUUGUGGCUGGUGUGUAAAAUGUACAAGCUUGAGUAAGUGAAUGUAAAAAAAACAAA